Drosophila busckii is the source of this 719-nucleotide messenger RNA. Its product is annotated as NADH dehydrogenase [ubiquinone] 1 alpha subcomplex assembly factor 3. Gene Ontology annotation, biological process: mitochondrial respiratory chain complex I assembly. Gene Ontology annotation, cellular component: mitochondrial inner membrane. Bases 28 to 636 code for a protein of 202 amino acids. Lineage: Eukaryota; Metazoa; Arthropoda; Insecta; Diptera; Drosophilidae. The transcript has 3 exons. The record is from RefSeq and is a predicted model, not a curated record.
UAUUUACAAUAAUCUUUCGCAAAACAUAUGUUUAUUAAGAUGAUUGUGCAAACAUUAAAAGCUGGUGGAUUUUUGAAAUCUUGUGAUGUUUUCUUAAGAUCCUUAGCGUGGUGUCAGCGACAAGCACUAUCAACUUCAGCAGCAAAGCUGUCCGCAUAUGAAUGCGAUGGCAAAACAAAAGUUACAAUUUUUAAUACGGAGGUUAACCUCGGUUUAAUGAUUACAGGAUAUAGUCAAUUUGGUUUUCGAUUGAACAAUGACAUGGUUUUAAUUGGACCCAUAACAGUUUUUCCCAGAUCGGUACUAUCUUGGAAUGUCAACUCCUAUGAUGACAUAAAUGAGAAAAGUCUUGCGCUCUUUCCCACAUUGGAGCCAAAAAUAGAUGUCCUUAUUAUAGGUAUUGGAGAUCAAAAUCCCACGCCGUCUUUAUCAAAGCGAAUUAUUGAAUUUAUGAAAAACUAUAAAAUCAAUGUGGAAGUUUUACGUACAGAGCAGGCAUGUGCUACAUUUAAUUUCCUAAACGCUGAAAGUCGAAUGGUCGCCUGUGCGCUUAUACCUCCAUUACAUAUUGCCUACAAUGAAAACGACGUACUUCAAACAAAGUUAAAGCAGAAACAGCUUUAUGAAACAGAGUAGAGAUUGUAGUACAUAUGUAUAGCACUUUAUCUCGAAAUGUAUUUAACUAUUUAUAGCAAAUAACAAAGAGUCUUACAAUUUGU